Drosophila biarmipes is the source of this 1268-nucleotide messenger RNA. Its product is annotated as probable phosphomevalonate kinase. Gene Ontology annotation, cellular component: cytoplasm. Bases 242 to 811 code for a protein of 189 amino acids. The record is from RefSeq and is a predicted model, not a curated record. Gene Ontology annotation, biological process: isopentenyl diphosphate biosynthetic process, mevalonate pathway; cholesterol biosynthetic process. NCBI's taxonomy places the organism in Eukaryota, Metazoa, Arthropoda, Insecta, Diptera, Drosophilidae. The transcript has 2 exons. Gene Ontology annotation, molecular function: phosphomevalonate kinase activity.
CGAAAGUGAAAUACAAAAGGUAAACAAAGCGGAUUUGAGUCGCCCAAUGCAAUUGUUGAAUGGCAGAUUAACAUAAGAACAAUAGGCCUGGAGCACCGGAGUCAAGUCGCUGGCCGGGUCAAGUUCUACACCUCGUAUCUGAUGAGCGCUGCGAAGAACUCAGUGAAUCGAGGCCAGAAGCAGAAGGCAGCGGCACUGGACACAACACGCGACCCAAAAGUGAAAGUUGGCCUCUAGAAAAAUGUUGAAAAUCGUACUGAUCAGUGGCAAGCGAAAGUGCGGGAAGGACUACAUAUCCGAGAGGUUGCAGCAGAGAUUGGGUUCCCGCUCGCGGAUCGUCCGAAUCUCGGAGCCCAUCAAGUCGGAGUGGGCCCGCAAGCUGCAGCUCGACCUGGGUGCCCUGCUCAGCGAUGGACCCUACAAGGAGAAGUACCGCCGCGACAUGAUCGUGUGGAGCGACGAGGUGCGGGCCCGGGACUACGGCUACUUCUGCCGCGUGGCCAUGGAGGAGGCGCUGGGCCGCCAGCAGACGCCCUACAUCCUGGUCAGCGAUGUGCGGCGCAAGAACGACAUCAAGUGGUUCCGGGAAACGUACGGAUCGGAGAGGGUCAUCACCCUGCGACUCACCUCCCGUCCGGAGACGAGAAGCGCCCGCGGAUGGACCUUCACCACGGGCAUCGACGACGUCCCUUCGGAGUGCGAUCUAGAUGAUCUGGCUGAGGGAUUUGAUGUGGUGCUGGCCAACGAUCAGAAACUGGGCCAGGAGGACAUUGACCAUCUGCUGGACCAGCUGCAGCUACAGUAUCAGUGAAGCUUUAACACAUUGCUCGAAUCAAGGCUUUUGCACCAAUGUAUUUUUGAUAUGUCAUGUAUUCCGGCCCCUGCCAAACCGAAAGUGGUCCUCACAAAGAGCGUAGAUAAUGCAAUUUUAGGUGUGUACUUAAAAGUAAAGGUAUGAAUACUCUUAGUACUAAACGGAGCUUGUGCAAAGGUUUUAAUCAAAUCUAGGGAUAAAGAAAUGUAUUUUUCAAUGAAUAUACAACUUGUAAGUCGAUGAUUUGCAGCUAGUUAGGAAGGAUACCUCAAAAACCAAUGAUAUAGCUCUAACAAAAAGUAUUUCCAAAUAUAGCUCAUGAUUUCAUUGGUUUCCGCUAAAAUAUGAACACACAUCGAUCAAAAGGUGAAAAAUACCUCUUAAAACACUUCAUUUACCAACAAUUAUAUAGAUAGUUAAAUGGAAAGCAAACUAAUAAAAUGUUUUUAUUAAA